AUGAAGAAAGCGAAAGGAACAUGGUGGAUAUUAGAUAGUAUCGGAUACAAGAAAGAAGUAGAGCAAAUCGACUUAAAACAUAUAAAUCAGAAAGUGAACGAAGAUCACGUCGAGAUCGGUAUCGAUUUGAGGGAGUACUACCCUUCGGUGGAGUGGGAUAUUCUUGAUAUAUUCUUCAAUAUAACUUUGCGGAGGAAAACCCUAUUUUACACAGUAAAUCUGAUUGUUCCAUGCGUUGGAAUUUCUUACCUAUCAGUACUUGUCUUCUACCUACCGGCUGAUUCUGGAGAAAAAAUUGCCUUAUGCAUUACCAUCCUCCUAUCUCAAACGAUGUUCUUCCUCCUCAUAUCUGAAAUUAUUCCUUCCACUUCCCUGGCCCUUCCUCUCUUAGGACGCUAUAUCUUGUUCACGAUGCUUCUGGUAGGCCUCUGCGUAGUGAUCACUAUAUUUGUCUUGAACAUACACUACCGGAAGCCUAGCACUCACAAAAUGGCACCUUGUGUUAGAAAAAUAUUCAUAAGGUGCCUACCCAAACUCCUGUUGAUGAGGGUUCCCGACCAAUUACUAGCGGACCUAGCGACAAAGAAGAGGACUUCUUGGAGUCAACACAAGAUCACGACGAGCAUGGGUCUUGCUAUUACUCCAUCAGCAGGUUCUUCUCCGGAGUCAUUGCGGCACUUCAGGCCGAAUGGUCUUUACUCUACUUCGGCUUCUAAUAGGCUCUCCGGUUUGAUCGGAGCACUGGGUGGCAACGGCUAUGCAGGUCUGCCAUCCGUAGCAGGACUGGAUGAGAGCUUGUCCGAUGUGGCCAUUAGGAAGAAGUAUCCUUUCGAAUUGGAAAAGGCCAUACAUAAUGUCAAGUUUAUUCAGCAUCACACACAAAGGCAGGAUGAAUUCGAUGCGGAGGACCAGGAUUGGGGGUUCGUAGCUAUGGUCCUCGACAGGCUCUUCUUAUGGAUCUUCACGUUGGCUAACAUUAUAGGUACGAUUGCAAUCCUCUGCGAAGCUCCUUCACUCUACGACGAUACCAAGCCGAUAGACAAGGAAAUAUCACACGUUUACCAGGCGAAGUCAUUCCCGCCUGGAACGCAAAAUGCAGAUUUCUAGCAGUUACCCUGGUAAAGGAAGUGAUGCGGACAAGCGAUGUUUUUACAAUCAGGUUUUUAUAUUUUCUACUUUUUUUUUUACUGUUUUCGGAAAAUUAUUUCGUACAAUGACAAUCAUUUAUUUUCUUUUAAAUGGAAUAUUAUUUUAUGUAUAUCCUGAAUUUCUUUUAACCACCUUGAUAAUUCGAAAUUACUAUCUUUUUGUUUCAAUCUUAUUGAACAGUAUAAUUAAAAUUAAGUUGAUGAAUUAACAUCAUUUGUGAAUGUCACUUACCAAUACCUUAAUCGGAUUAGAAAUUCGGAUUGAUACAAAAUAAAGUUAUACGUAAAGAGUUUAAUUAAUUGGCGAAAUGGUUAAAUAUAAAAAACCCAAUCAAUAUAAUCACGUGCGCAUGAUCAAAACUAGUGAUGGCAUGAAUAUAUUUUAUAUUUUUAUAGAAAGGUUUAGUAUUCGCUUACAGCUGAGACGAAGUUAAGAUUUAACGCAAGGAUUUGCUUGAGUUUGUAUUAAAUACGAAAUUACUACACAUAAAUAAUUUUUAAAAUUUCAAUUGGCAGUUUUCAGUCAAAUGAAUUCGUUGAAUUAUUGUCAAACGAAAUAUACCAUUUAUCGGAAAUUUAAUAAACAGUGAAAUUAUUAACAAUCGAAAAAUUAACCAAAAGACAAUUUCAACAUACGGAAUGUGUAAGACUGUGUUAUCCAAGCGAUGUUUGGAUAUCCAUGCUUUGACAAAUCGUAUGUAGCAAGCAAAACUACGGAAUUUGUGGAACCGGAGGAUUUAAUACUUCCAGAAGGCAUUGAAGUUAAAGUUAAGACUCUUCGUGUGCCAUCUCUAAUAGUUCACAAUACCAUAUAACCGUUUAUAAAUAAACCAAUAACGAUUAUUGGACAAUAACUUCCAUACUGUGUUCGGUUCGACUUGAGUUUGAGACUGAAGGUUAUAACUGAAUUGACAAUCGGAGUCAUGAAAAACGUUUCAUCAAAAGUAAUAGGUCUGUUCCAAUAACCAGCAACCGUAAACCAGCGCAUGCGUACGUUUCCGUUCCUAAAUCUGUAACCCGCAUGCGUCUGCCAGUUUGCUGGUAGUUAAAACCCAUAUUGGGACAUACAUAAUGUUUAUUGGUAAUGGUUAAGGUAUUGCUAUAAUAUAAAAUAUAAAGAUUAUUAAACUUACAAGGGAGGUCGCAAUAAAUGGGUUAUCAAUUUCAACCAUUUUUUUUUUAUACUACAUCGAAAAAUAAUAGACACAUGACGCCGGGGGCGUUCAUUCCAACAGGCACUACUAGCUGAAAAAAAAAAUAUUUUAUAUAAUUUAAAAAAUAUUGUACUAAUUUUUUUGCCAUUGCUUUGCCCGAAUGUCUAGGUUAUUAUAUACCGAUCGUUAUUUUUUUCAGAAUUAAAAAAAAUAUUUUCUAAGGUAUCAAAUGAGUUAUAACGUAUUACUAAAUUACUAAACCAUAAUAUGUAUCCAUUAAAUUAGGUAAAUAAAUUUUUGUUAUGAAAAAGCAAGUUACGUUCGUUUAUAGUAUUCUUUAAAACUCUUAAAUAUUAAUAUUUAUAGAAAUAUGAAAAUACAAACUUUAGUACUUGAUUUUCUUGGAGAUUUUGUUUUCGGCCGUUAACUAAAGCUUUCAUAACUCAGGGUUUACUCCAAAUGGAGCGUUAAUAAAAACGUUGGAAAGCAGAAAUACUCCUCUUCCGACCCAUUUAAAUAACUUUUAGAUUUUAUUCCUUUAUAAGGUAGGAAUGAAGUGAAACUUCAUUUUUCAUUUUUUCAUCUUUCAUUUUAUAUCUUCCCUUCUAAUUUGUUUACGAAGUUCUGGUCUGUGCAGUUUCGUACGGCUUACAGCGCUCUAAAUCUCAGAUACUAUUUGAGUGAAUUUGUGGAAUUAAUUACCGACAUUUCUGUGAUCAAAAUUCACCUAGCAUUCUUCAUUAGAAGCCUCUUUUGUUUUGUUUUUGCAAUUUAUGAUACGUUAGGACUCAUUACAUACCAUCGACAAUAUAGUUUUCUUAUUCAGUACAAACAAAAUAAUUUAAGCGGUACAUAAUAACCCAUUAUAACAAACGCUAGGACAUGUCUAAUACUUUUUCGAUGCAGAAUCACCCAAUAAAAAAUUUGGUUGAAAUCGGUGCCCACUGAAAGUAGCCUUCUCUUGUCAGCAUUAUAAUGCCUUGAUACGUUAAAAAAAAAAAACAUCAAUUCCCUGAUGUUUUAUUGUAGCAAAGUUUAUCUUUGUAAAUAAUUCUGUGAUGUCCAGGUUAACUAAAAGUUUCUCGUGAAUUAGGGAAUAAUAAAUUAUUCCAUCAGAAAUGUGUAUUAACUGCCGCUCAAAUUAGUUUUAAUAAAUUUGUGAAAAUAAAUUAUUUCGUAGUGAAUAUUUAGAAAUUAUUUUAGAACUGAUGAGAAAGAUGACGUUACGUGUAAUACUUAACCGUUAUGAUAUCGUGUUAAUGGGCAUGAAAUUAUUGUAAUUUUUAUCGUUACUUAGGAUAAAUAAUUAAUACAUUUUCGUAGUUGUAAGUAAAUGUCCAUUUGUUCAUUUAAAAGUUAAGUAUUUAUAAGUGAAAACAUUGUAAAAAGAGAACUGAUUGUAUAUCUUAAGAUCAUUACGUUGUAAUGUUUCUAAUUUUUUUAUAUAUUAUAUGCAGUUUUUAUUAUUAUUAUUUUUAUUUUAAAUCCUUGAUGUUAUAGAUAUGUCCUAAUGUAUAAAAUUAUGAAUCUCUUUCACUUAAUUCUAGAUUUUAUGAAAUUAUAACAGUAUUCAAAAUUAUAUUUUUCAGUCACUUAUAGAUUAUUUUUUUUAUUCCUUGCCGUUUAUUCACUAAUUUGUAAUUUAUCGGCUCCAAUUAUUUCAUUAUUUAUUUUUGUAUAUCAAAUAUUUUAAAGGUAAAUACGUAAGCAAAUAGUAUAUGUAAAUUUUAUACACGAUAAAAUUUAUUCAUUAAUAUUUGAGAUUAUUGUGGAUAUUUUUAUUGUUAUUUUGAACUUAAUGUGUUUAUUUUUAUUUUUCUCUUACUUAUCUCCUAUAUUUAUAUGAAAGAUAACUUAAAAGUAAAUCUUGUUUACAAUUUUUUAAUCAAUUAAUUUAUACACAUAAUUGUAUAUUUUAUUUUAUUUAAUAACAUUAAUAAUUUUGUUUUAAUAAAUGAAAUAGUCCAUUACAAAUAUGUGCUCUAAAUGGUUCUAAUCGCCAUAUUUUCGAAAUAAAUAUUUAAAUUUUUCUUAAUUAUUUUAAAUAUCAACACCAACUUAAUAAAAUUUAAGAGGAAAAAUCGGUUUUAAUUUUUAGUAAAUUUAAGGUAAAUGAUGACGUUUUCUUUAGACCAUAGGCUAUAGUCAAUGGCCUAUAUAUAGCACCUCAAAGAUUUUUUUUUUUGUAGUACAUAUACCUAUAGGCUUGUACUGUAAUAUGUAAAGUAUAUGAAACAUGUAAUAUAAAUAAAUAAACAGUCCUUUUGUAGGGAUAUUGUAGAAGCUAAUUAGUUUUUGAAUAAUUGUUUUUAAAUGUUUAUUAAACUAAUUAAGAUAGAUCAUGUGGAAUUAAUAAUUCCAUGGUCACCGCCAUCUUGUCUCUUCAAUUCCAUCGCAAACACGAACAUUCGAGAUGUUUGGCUGUAAUAUAUUUUCUACAUGUAAAUAAUUAAUAAUUUUUUAAUAAAAACAUUUGAGAGCAUUGUUUUUUGUAUAUUUACAAUAAAUGUGUUAUCCUGUUCUAUUACAAAUUAAUUAUUUUAGGAAUAGUAUUAAUGAAUAUGCCCUUUGGAAAACCUAUUGUUAUAAAUGUAUUUGUUAUGAAAUAAAAAAAAAAGUUAUCACUGUAUGUACCUUUACAAAUAUAUCCUAAAUAUGAGUUUCUUAAUACUCAUUAAUAAUUAUUAGGUUUCAAAUUGUGUUGAAAAGGAUAUUUAUCAUAAGUUGAACUUAUUGCUUCAUGGUAAGGUAUUAUGUUAUAAAUAUAUGUUAAUAAACUUCCAAAUUGCUGUGAGUAAUUAUUAAUUAAUAAAUCAUGUUUUCAUGUUUUAUGUUUUAUCAUCAUUAUUACCUACUUCGAAUAUUAUUAUUAUAUUUAAUCAAUAUAUG
Messenger RNA from Nezara viridula (southern green stink bug), 5191 nucleotides. The record is from the annotation of a GenBank genome assembly. NCBI's taxonomy places the organism in Eukaryota, Metazoa, Arthropoda, Insecta, Hemiptera, Pentatomidae.